UACUCUUCUCUCAUUUUUUUUCCAGCCAUGAGGCUUCUCUGUCUCCUGCAGCUGGUCUGCUUGGCUGCCUGUAGUGGUUCCAGAUCCAGAGACUGGGCUCAGCAUGGUGCCCCCAUGUUCGCUGACCUCUCAGUGCGUGAGAUAAAAGCUGUCCGGGCUUACCUGCACAGUAUUCCAGAGCUGGAGCUCACUGCUGCUACCAGCAAGACUCUGCAGAAAAACAGCAUCCUCCUGAUAGAACUGCAUCUGCCAAGGAAGCAUGAAGCCCUAAGAGCUCUGGACCGUGGACAGGCCAAACCCCCACGUCAAGCCCGUGCGGUUGUCCAGUUUGGUAACCAGACCAUGCCCAACAUCACUGAGUACAUUGUGAGUCCUCUGCCAUCCCCAAACUCCCAUGAAGUCAAGACAUUCAAGGGUAACAAGCCUAUCUCAUUUGACUCGAGGCCUAUCACUCAGGCUGAGUACUACCAUCUUGAGCUAUUCCUUGAGCAGAUUGCGGCCACAGCUCACAAGCUGCUGUUUGAGACCACGGGAGGGUUUUCUUUCACCAACUGCUCCGACCGCUGCUUGACAUUCUCAGACAUCGCCCCCCGUGGGCUGGGUCCAGGUGAGAGGAGAUCCUGGAUCAUGUUGCAGAAGUUCGUGGAGGGUUUUUUCAUCCAACCAGUUGGGUUUGAGGUGCUCAUCAACCACAGGGACAUAGAUCCAGAGAAGUGGAGCGUUGAGAAAGUCUGGUACAACAGCAUGUACUUUGACAGUGUUGAGGAACUGGUGGAAAAAUAUGAAUUAGGCGGUGUAGAGAAGAUCAAACUGCCUGAACAUGACGACAGUGACCUCUACUCCACCUACAUCCCCAGGGGUAAGAGCAACACUCCCUCUGACAUCCAUGGUCCCAAGCUUGUGGAGCCUCAGGGACCUCGCUAUCAUGUUGACCGAAAUUUUGUUGAAUAUGCUGGAUGGUCCUUUGCCUACAGAGUCCGCUCAUCAGCCGGGCUUCAAGUCUUUGACCUCCGAUUUAAUGGAGAGAGGAUUGCAUACGAAAUCAGCCUCCAAGAAGCUAUUGCCUUUUAUUCCGGCGACACUCCUGCUGGCAUGCAAACAAAGUACAUCGAUGCUGGCUGGGCAAUGGGCGCCUCAACCUACGAGCUUGCACCUGGAAUCGACUGUCCAGAAAUCGCCCAAUUCGCUGACCUCUACCACUACUUUGACACGGACAAACCAAGGCGCCACAGAAACGCACUGUGUAUUUUCGAGCUGAACACUGCCAUGCCUUUGAGGAGACAUUUCGACUCCAACUACGACGGGGGAUACAACUUCUACGGAGGGCUGGAAAACAAUGUGCUGGUGUUGCGGACAACCUCGACAGUUUAUAACUAUGAUUACAUCUGGGACUUCCUCUUCUACCAGAACGGGGUGGUGGAGGUGAAGGUCAGUGCUACUGGAUACAUCCAUGCCACUUUCUUCACACCAAAUGGACUUCACUAUGGAACCAAAGUGUACAACCAUGUGCUGGGUAACCUGCACACACAUCUCAUCCACUAUAAAGUGGAUCUGGACAUUGCUGGUCGAGAAAACAGCUUUGAGUCAAUAGAUCUGAAGUUGGUAAACUUCACAAACCCCUGGAGCCCGAACCAUUUUGUCGUCCAGUCCAAACUCCACAAGACGGAGCACAAGACAGAGAGAGCUGCUGCUUUCCGCUUUGGCAAAAAGUUCCCCCGCUAUGUGCAUUUUUACAACCCCAAUGAGAAGAAUAAAUGGGGACACGAGAAGGGUUACCGCAUCCAGUUUAACUCACAUGCCCACAAUGUCCUACCAAGAGGCUGGAGGGAGGAAAAUGGCAUCAGUUGGUCAAGAUAUCCUCUGGCUGUGACUCGUCACAAAGACAGUGAGGCCACCAGCAGCAGCAUAUACACUCAGAACAACCCCUGGGACCCGGUCGUGUCCUUUGAGGACUACAUCCGCAACAAUGAAGAUAUAGUCAACCAGGAUCUGGUUGCCUGGGUGACGGUGGGCUUCCUGCAUGUGCCUCACUCAGAGGAUAUCCCCAACACAGCGACACCCGGCAACGCCGUGGGCUUCUUCCUUCGACCUUUCAACUUCUUUGACGAAGACCCCUCACUGGCGUCUAAAAGCACCAUCAUCGUCCGGCCGGGCAAAGGCAGCAAAGCCAAAAUCCAGAGGUGGACACCUGAGGUCGUAGGUCACUGUGUGACAGACAAGCCUUUCUUUUACAACGGAACUUAUCCAGGAGUCUAGAGUAUUUUUUUGUUUGUCUGUUUUUGUUUACAAAUGUGAUUUUGCUGCAUAUUAGUGAAAGGCAAAGGAGUAGCUCUGAUGAAAACUAUUUUCAGAUGUACAUAAAGUUAUUUAGGUUUUUUUAGAAAUCUCUUCAAAUCAGAAAAAAUAAGGAAGAUCCUUGCUGUGGCAUUUUUUUUAAAGUAGCACAAAGAAAUUCAAUGAUAUCAAGCAGAAGAGCAUUUCAAAAAAGGGAAAAGUCCCUUUUUUUUCUCUGUCGUUGCCUGUCUUCUGUCUUUUAAAUUAGUUCCAUAAAAUACUGGACUGUCUGACCGUUAACCUGUCUGUUUUAUGCUGUUCAAAAACAUGGACUGCAAAACCAAAUCAUGGUCAAAAUCAAACUUUUUCAUGUAACCUCGUAGGUAGAAGGGGAGGGAAGUUGUGAUAAGAGGGGUUUUGGGAGCUCUUCUAAUCCUGUGUUAUCGUCUCCAUGACUGAGGUUUAGCGGCAGCGAGCAUCCAGGAUGCAGGAUGCUCCGUAUCCGCCCUGCGUGUGGUAAACCGCUGGCUCUCAGCGUGCUCCGCUCACCCCCCGUCACGGGAAUGUUUUUACUGGAAGGACAACAGGCCUUACAGAGCAAACAGCCUGAGUCCGGAUCCUUCCCCCCAAACAGGAUACCUACUGACUGUGACACUGCCCCCGGUAACCAAACUUUACAUACAAUGUGACGCUGAAUAUCAGCUGCACAUGUAACCGCUUUGUCCUUUAUGCAAACAUUCCUUACAUAGCUGUGUUACUUGACAAUUCCUCAACUGAGCGUUUUUUCAAAAAGCAAAAUAAAUCUAACUGUGAUCAUG
Molecule: messenger RNA, 3092 nt
Organism: Notolabrus celidotus (New Zealand spotty)
Lineage: Eukaryota; Metazoa; Chordata; Actinopteri; Labriformes; Labridae
Gene: aoc1
Product: amine oxidase copper containing 1
Exons: 4
Coding region: 28-2256 (742 amino acids)
Biological process (GO): amine metabolic process; response to antibiotic
Cellular component (GO): plasma membrane
Molecular function (GO): primary methylamine oxidase activity; diamine oxidase activity; copper ion binding
Source: RefSeq, a predicted model, not a curated record